AUGUCAACCGCCAGCACUCCGUCCCUACGCACGCUCUACCGCCGCAUCCUGCGCGAACUCCCACCAACGCCUCAACCACGCCACACUUUGCCUCGAUCGCCCAUCCACGCCUCGAUCCGCUCGCACCUGCAGCAGCAGCAGCAGCAAACUGGGAACACUUCCACCGGGGCAACCCCCGCUGGGGCCGCCGUGACGGACCAACAACUCGCCCGCCUGCAAGAGCUCGAGCAGUUCGUCAUGUACCUGCGCGCCCAGAGGAUGUACGGCACGCUGCUGCAGAGGUAUAACCCGGGGAUGGGCAUGGAUGAGGAGGAGAGGGUGCGGUUGACGGCGAGGCGGGUGGGUAUGGAUUUGCCGGUUGAGUAUGAGUGGAAGAUGAAGCGGUGA
Messenger RNA from Fonsecaea multimorphosa CBS 102226, 387 nucleotides. RefSeq lists its product as uncharacterized. The record is from RefSeq and is a predicted model, not a curated record. Gene Ontology annotation, biological process: mitochondrial proton-transporting ATP synthase complex assembly. Bases 1 to 387 code for a protein of 128 amino acids. Gene Ontology annotation, cellular component: mitochondrial matrix. NCBI's taxonomy places the organism in Eukaryota, Fungi, Ascomycota, Eurotiomycetes, Chaetothyriales, Herpotrichiellaceae. The transcript has a single exon.